AACGAUGGGGCUAGAAAGAGAAGUUUCGGGAACUUGCCCCAAAAGGAGAGGAGACAAGAGAAGAGAGAGCAAACGUGGGGGCUGGGCACAGCGCCCCAGCCCCAAUGUAAGUAGGGGGAGGGCGGAGCCCUGAAGGCCUCAGACCAUUCCCCAGCCCUGACAGGGUCACAUCAGGGGGCCCAAGACAGGGGAUCCUUCGGAAAUGGAAGGCUCUCUGUGUGUAUAGCAUCAGGAAAGUCAGACAGCUGGAUCUCUUUGGGAACAGGAGCUGAGCUCAGAUUUCCUGCUCUCGGGGUUCAUACAGCUAGCCCGCUGCUUCUGAGAGCUCGUACCUCGAGCACUGUGCCAAAGGCGCUCAUCUUAACGGUCUCGCUUCGUCAUUAUAGCAUUGCUGAGACAUGAGCAUAAGCCCCUUUUCCCAAAUGGAGAAAUUGAGACUCAGAAAGGUGAAGUAACCCAUCCAAGUUCACCAGGCAGGUAAACACCAAGCUGGCGAAAUGGUGGGGCUGGGAGCCUGCAACCUGACUGGAGUUACCCUGAUUGUCUUGCUACUCCCCAGAAGUCUGGAGGGCUGCGGGCAAAUCAGGAUCUCACCCCCCAUUGUCCAUCUUGGGGAUCCUGUCCUGGCCUCCUGCACCAUCAGCCCAAACUGCAGCAAACUGGACCGACAGCCAAAGAUCCUAUGGAGACUGCAAGAUGAACCAAACCAGCCUGGGGACAGACAGCAUCACCUGCCUGACGGGUCCCAGGAGUCCAUCAUCACUCUGCCUCAUCUGAACUACACUCAGGCCUUCCUCUUCUGCUUGGUGCCAUGGAACAACAGCUUCCAGGUCCUGGAUCAAGCUGAGCUUCGUGCAGGCUAUCCUCCUGCCAGCCCCUCCAACCUAUCCUGCCUCAUGUACCUCACCACCAACAGCCUGGUCUGCCAGUGGGAGCCAGGCCCCGAGACCCACCUGCCCACUAGCUUCAUCCUAAAGAGCUUCAGGAGCCGCACCGGCUGUCAGUACCAGGGGGGCACCAUCCUGGACUGUAUGCCCAAGAAGAGACACAGCAACUGCUCCAUCCCCCGCAAACACUUGCUUCUGUACCAGAAUAUGGUCAUCUGGGUGCAAGCGGAGAAUAUGCUAGGGUCCAGCGAGUCCCCAAAGCUGUGCAUUGACCCCAUGGAUGUUGGCAGGGAAAGUUUGACAACCCCACCUCCUGCAGUGAAAUUGGAGCCUCCCAUGCUGCAGGCCCUGGACAUUGGCCAUGAUAUAGUCUCUCGCCAGCCUGGCUGCCUAUGGCUGAGCUGGAAGCCAUGGAAGCCCAGUGAGUUCAUGGAGCAGGAGUGUGAACUCCGUUACCAGCCACAGCUUGAAGGAGCCAACUGGACCCUGGUGAGGCCGAGAAAAACCUCGAGAUGGAGGUGGGGAAUGGAGAGAGGGCAAGCUGGAUUUAGUGUUACCCCUCCCACACACCAGGUGUCCCACCUGCCUUCCAGCACGGACCGGUUCGAGCUCUGCAGCCUUCAUCAAGCCCCAGUCUACACCCUACAGUUGCGAUGCAUCCGCUCAUCUCUGCCUGGACUCUGGAGCAGCUGGAGCCCUGGCCUUCAGCUGAGGCCCACCAUUAAGGCCCCCACCAUCAGACUGGACACAUGGUGGCAGAAGAAGCAUCUGGAUCCUGAGACAGUGAGAAUGCAGCUGUUCUGGAAGCCAACACCCCUGCAGAAAGACAGUGGACAGAUCCAGGGCUACCUGCUCUCCUGGAGUUGCCCAGAUGGGCAAGGGCGGAUCAUGCACCUCUGUAACACCACAGAGCUCAGCUGCACCUUCCACCUGCCCUCAGAGGCCCAGAACGUGACCCUUGUGGCCUACAACUCGGCGGGGACCUCCUCCCCUACUCUGGUGGUUUUCCUGGAGCACGAAGGUCCAGCUGUGACCAGCCUGCAUGCCAUGGCCCAAGACCUUGGUAGCAUCUGGGUAGACUGGGAAGCCCCCAGCCUUCUGCCUCAGGGCUAUCUCAUUGAGUGGGGCCCGGAUUCCCACAAAUACAGCAAUAAUUCCUGGAGGAUAGAGCCCAAUGGGAACACCACUGGAAUUCUGUUAGAGGACAAUAUACAUCCCUUUCAACUCUACAGAAUCACAGUGGCUCCCCUGUACCCAGGCACCGUGGGACCCCCUGUAAAUGUCUACACCUACUCUGGAGAGAAAGCCCUUCCUCAUGCUCCAGAGCUAUAUCUAAAGCAUGUUGGCAGGACCUGGGCACAGUUGGAGUGGGUACCUGAGACCCCUUGGCUGGGGAUGAUACCCCUCACCAACUACACCAUCUUCUGGACCGAUGCUCGGGACCACUCCUUCUCUGUCACCCUGAACAUCUCCUUUCAUGACUUUGUCCUGGACCACCUGAAACCUGCCAGUUUGUAUCACGUCUACCUCAUGGCCACCAGCCGGGCAGGGUCCACCAACAGUACAGGCCUUACCCUGAUGACCAUGGCCCUAGAUUCAUCUGAUGUAAACAUUUUCCUGGGCAUACUUUGCUUCGUACUUUUGUCCAUUACCUGUGCAACUGCCUGGUUCUGCUGCAAGCAAAGCAGAAAGACUUUCUUCUGGCCAAAUGUGCCAGACCCAGCCCACAGCAGUCUGAGCGCCUGGGUGCCCACCAUCAUGACAGAGGAAACCUUCCAGCUGCCCAGCUUCUGGGGCUCCAGUGUGCCGUCAAUCACCAAGAUCACUGAACUGGAGGAGGACAAGAAACCGACCCACUGGGAUCCCAGUGAGAGCUCUGGGACUGGGAGCCUUCCAGCCGUGGUUCAGGCUUACGUGCUCCAAGGAGACCCAAGAGAAAUUUCCAACCAGUUCCAGCCUCCCUCUAGCACUAAUGACCAGGUUCUCUAUGGUCAGGUGCUUGGGAGCCCCACCAGCCCAGAAGUAGUGGGAUACCUUCGGUGUGACUCCACUCAGCCCCUCUUGGGAGGCCCCACACCCAGCCCUAAAUCCUAUGAAAACAUCUGGUUCCAUUCAAGACCCCAGGAGACCUUUAUACCCCAACCUCCAAGCCAGGAAGAUGACUGUGUCUUUGGACCUCCAUUUGAUUUCCCCCUCUUCCAGGGGCUCCAGGUCCAUGGAGUUGAAGAACAAGGGGGUUUCUAGGACUUUUGGGGUCCUUACAUCCUGAAGGCCCUGGCCUAUUCAGGAAAGAUCCCACCACUAAUAUCUACUGGUCCUGAGGGAAACAGAAAGGCCCUAUUUGUCUCCAGCUGUGGCCCCUAGGACCUCUCCUUCACUCUAACCUCCACAGGCUACACCCCUAGGUCUUUCUCACACUCCAAGGUCCAGAUACAUACUGUUUACAGCCCACUAGUCACCUUGUGUCUCUCAUAUAAUUUCAGUCCGUUAAACUGAGUGUAGGUUUUGAGCAGGGACUAGCACGUUCACAAAUCCUGGCUGGACGUAGUGAUACAUGCCUAGCAUCCCAACUCAAACGUUUGGGAGGAAGAUGCAGGAGGAUUGCAAGUUCCAGGCCAGCCUGGGCUAUAUGAAGAGAUCCUGCCUCAGAAAUUAAGCAAAAGCCAAAUAAAAUUUUUUUAUUACAUUUACUUUUUGUUGGUGGGGUUGGGGGCUCACAGGCAAAGGUCAGACACCUUAAGGGAAUUAACUCUGGCCUCCAGCCUGUGGAUUUUGGGAGGUGAACGUAAGGUUUAGUGGCAAGCAUCUUUCCCCAGGGAGGCAUUUCACUAGUCCCAGAGAGGAGUCUCUUAAGUAUAGCUAAGUGUCUUUUACACUUGUCUGUCUGUCUGUUUUUCAAAAAAAGGUUUCUCUGUGUACCUGUCCUAUCUGUCCUGGAACUCACUCUGUAGAACAGGCUGGCCUCAAACUCAGAGAUCCACCUGCCUCUGUCUUCUGAAUGGUGGGAAUAAAGGCCUGCACACCACCACCCAGCAGUGUCAUUUCCUCUCAGGGCCCAGCAGUCAUGAAGCUAUUUCUCAGUCAGUCAUCUGUUCCGUUCCUUCCCUCCUCUUCCUCCUUCCUUCCUUCCCUCCCUUCCUCUUUCCUUCCUUCCUUCCUUCCCUCCCUCCCUCCCUCCCUCCUUCCUUCCUUCCUUCCUUCCUUCCUUCCGUCCUCUUGCCUAGCAUCUAAGAUUCAAAAGAGACAACCCCCAUAGACAGCUGCUAUACUGGCAAUGGGGUCUUAAAACUGAUAAUCAGAAAACAAGCAAGAGCUUCUUGGAAGGAACUGGAGUGUUAGGGAACACAGACCUGGGAAGAGAGGAGCCCUGCUGCAGCUGCUGCUGCUGCAAUCCCAACAUGUGAGAGGCUGAAACAGGAAGGCUGUCCAUUUGAGGUUAAGUUGUGAUACACAGCAAGUCAAGAGCCUCUCUCUGCUUCUGCCUCUCUCCCUCUUUGUGUAUCUGUCUGUUUCUUGUGUGUGUGUGUGUGUGUGUGUGUGUGUGUGUGUGUGUGUGUGUGUGUGUUGUUGAUUGGUUUUGGACUUUUUCCCCUUGGGGAGACUCCAAUACCGAUUUCUGUGGUGAUUACACACACAUUCCCAGUAGCAAUGUAGAAGAACGUUUUCAGCUAUGCUCACGCCUUUAAUCACAGCACUCAGGAGGCAGAAGAAAGCAGAUGUCUGAGUUUGAGCCAGCCUGGUCUACAGAGUGAGUAAAUUCCAGGAUACCCAGGGCUAUCAAACAAACAUUUCUUGUCACUCAGGGUCUUGGUGACAGUCAUUUCUCCUGGGGUGAGAUGGCAUUUCAAUGUAUUUUUCAAUUUGCAUUUCCAUUGUGGCCAGGUGUGUUGAAUAUUUUUUCCAAUAUCUAUUAACAAUUCUUUUUUUAUUAUUAUUAAAUUUACUUAAUUUCUAUUUUUUAUUCAUUUAUUAUAUAUAAGUACACUGUAGCUGUCUUCACAUACACCAGAAGAGGGUAACAGAUCUCUUUACAGAUGGCUGUGAGCCACCAUGUGGUUGCUGGGAAUUGAACUCAGGACCUCUGGAAGAGCAGUCGGGUCUCUUAACCACUGAGCCGUCUCUCCAGCCCCUAUUAACAAUUCUUAUCUCUUCUUUUGGGAAGUAUCUGACCAAUUCAUUUGUCCAUGUAUUGACCAACGAUCUGGUAUUGGGAAUUUAAAUACUGGAGUUCCUUGUAUAAUAUACAUAAUUCCAUUAGAUAAUUUUUUUUUUGGUUCUUUUUUUCGGAGCUGGGGACCGAACCCAGGGCCUUGCACUUCCUAGGCAAGCGCUCUACCACUGAGCUAAAUCCCCAACCCCCUCCAUUAGAUAAUUAACUGGUCAAAUUUUCUCCCAUUCUGAUUGCCCCACACACAUGUAGAGACGAAAGGUUGAACUCUCCGUGGUUGUCAGUUUGCCUUGUCUUGUUUUGUUUUGGAGACAGAAUUUCACUAGUUCUGACUGGCCUGAAACUUGCUAGGUAAACCAGGCUGGCCUCAAACUCACCGAGAUAUCCCCCUGCCUCUGCCUCCUAAGUGCUGAGACUAAGACAAGUGCUACCAUGCCCAUCCACCCUACUUUUUCUUUUAUUAAAUAUUUGCUUAUUUUCUUGUG
Rattus norvegicus (Norway rat) is the source of this 5540-nucleotide messenger RNA. NCBI's taxonomy places the organism in Eukaryota, Metazoa, Chordata, Mammalia, Rodentia, Muridae. The record is from RefSeq and is a predicted model, not a curated record.